Messenger RNA from Exophiala aquamarina CBS 119918, 1650 nucleotides. RefSeq lists its product as uncharacterized. The transcript is spliced from 3 exons. The record is from RefSeq and is a predicted model, not a curated record. Gene Ontology annotation, cellular component: membrane. Bases 1 to 1650 code for a protein of 549 amino acids. Gene Ontology annotation, molecular function: carbohydrate:proton symporter activity. NCBI's taxonomy places the organism in Eukaryota, Fungi, Ascomycota, Eurotiomycetes, Chaetothyriales, Herpotrichiellaceae. Gene Ontology annotation, biological process: carbohydrate transport; transmembrane transport.
AUGGGUGUCUUCAAUCACAAAGAGGAAAUGGCAGACACGCCUAAGCAGGUGCUCAAUUGGCGUCUCUACUGGUCCACCUUCGUGUUUGGCAUCCUUGGUGCCAGCCGAGGCCUCGAUGAGGGACUGGUGGGGGGCAUGGUCGGCAUGAAGAGCUUUACACAUGAAUUCCCCAUGGAGCUAGGCACCAAGAACGAACAGGCAAACCGAGAGUCCAAUAUCACCAGCAUGGUCCAGCUUGGCUCCAUUGUCGGCGCCCUUCUCGCAUUCGUUCUCUGCGACAAGAUUGGCCGUGUCCGCUCACUUCAGGCCCUCUGUGUACUUUGGCUUACUGGCUUCAUCAUUGUGGUAGCCAGUUUCGGCAGCAUUGGCCAGAUUCUCGCAGGAAGAUUCAUCGCUGGGACUGGUAUCGGGAUGACCACCGUUGUGGGCCCCACAUUCCUCGUCGAGGUUGCUCCGAAGGCCAUUCGAGGCAUGUUGACCAACAUCUUCGCCGGUUCAGUCUACCUCGGAGUCAUGGUUGCUUACUUCAGUAACUGGGGCGCCGCUAUCAACCUCCCUAGCACCACCCGAAUGCAAUGGGUUGCCCCCCCAGACCGCACAUAUUGGUUUCUCAGGGUAAGUCACCCACCUUCCACACUGCUUUUCAUCCUCUCCUUCACUGUCAAUGAAACACCGCGCUGGCUCACUAUGAAAGGAAAACAUGAGCAAGCACUGAAGAACCUCUCCGUCCUCAGACAGCUACCCGAAGACCACCCCUUCGUACAGAACGAGCUUUUGGAUGUUCGUGAACAACUCGAGCGUGAAAGAGAGGCCACCAUGGGUUCAUCCAGAUGGGGAAAGCUCCGUGAGCUUGUCAUGAUCCCUUCCAAUCGAUAUCGGUUCAUGCUCGGCAUCAUGUCGCAACUGUUGGGUCAAUGGUCAGGAGCCAGCGCCAUCACGAUUUAUGCGGCCCAGUUCUUUGCGGCAUUGGGAAAGACCGGGCAGUCUGAGAAGCUGUUCGCAACCUGCAUUCUUGGUGUCGUCAAGCUAUGCUCUGCCUACUUCUGUGCAUUCUUUUUGAUUGACUUCUUCGGCCGUCGGCGAUCGCUCUACACCGGUAUCUGUUUGCAACUGGUGGCCAUCCUGUACGUGGCAAUGUAUCUCACCAUGGUCCCACAAGAUGCCCUCAAAGAUGGGCUAUUAAGUCCUUCGCAGAAAAGAGCCGCUACCGGUGCCAUUGCGGCAAUUUACAUCUCGGGUUUUGGAUGGGCUAUGGGCUGGAACUCAUUCCAAUACUUGGUCAACGCCGAGGUUUACCCCAUCAGGCUGCGUGCUCUGGGCUCGUCGCUGGUCAUGUGCUUCCAUUUCGUGAACCAAUUCGGCAACACCAAGGCGGUGCCCACCAUGCUGCUGGACAUGCGCACCUACGGGUUCUUCUACUUCUGCACCAUCGUUUGCGCUCUUGGCCUUGCUUGGGUCUGGUUCUUUGUCCCCGAGACCCGGGGCAAGUCACUCGAGAGCAUGGAUGCGCUGUUCAGCCUUCCAUGGCACCAAAUCGGGCGCAACGGCAGGAAGCUCACCGAAGGAAUUGGCUCACACACGGAUGAAGAGAAGUGGAUUGAUAAUGAGAAGAAGAACACGGAACUUCAGCAGGUUGAAAACGCGACUUAG